Drosophila teissieri is the source of this 2307-nucleotide messenger RNA. Its product is annotated as KIN17-like protein. Gene Ontology annotation, molecular function: transcription cis-regulatory region binding. Bases 785 to 2131 code for a protein of 448 amino acids. The record is from RefSeq and is a predicted model, not a curated record. The transcript has 3 exons. Gene Ontology annotation, biological process: cell surface receptor signaling pathway via JAK-STAT; regulation of transcription by RNA polymerase II; embryonic development via the syncytial blastoderm. Gene Ontology annotation, cellular component: nucleus. NCBI's taxonomy places the organism in Eukaryota, Metazoa, Arthropoda, Insecta, Diptera, Drosophilidae.
CACACUGGAAGUUGAAGCCAAGCGAGAAGGCAGAGAGUUUUGUCGACUGGAGAAGAUUAGGUCCUUGAAUCUGGGGAUCGAUGCGUCUUCAUUAUUCGCUCAGGCUACUCUCGAGUUAAUUGUCUAAAUUAAAAAGUUUAUCCCCCCCCGCCCCGCCCUCAAUAUACACAUAUAUCGCUCUGGAAAAGACAAAAACAACGAAAAGCGACAAAAAAAGCAGCAAAACGAAACGCAGAGAAAAUGUUAAAAAAAUCGAACCAAAUUGUUCAGACUGUUGUCCGGUUGCAGUUGCAUUCGCAUUGAAGGAGUAAACCCAAUCACCCCAGCAUCCCAGCAUCCCAGUAUCCCAGUAUCCCAGCAUCCCGACCACCCAAGAAUCCCGUCCAGAAACCCAUCGAAAGCCCCGAAAAGGAGUCCAUUUAGUGCAGCAUCUAGUCAGGAAGUCAGGAAGGAACUGUGAUCGCAGUUGAUCGUUGGUCGUCUCGCGUUGAUGCCGAAAUUCAAUUCAUUCCAUUUACUUUUGCAUUCUCGAUACUCAUUGUGUGUUUCUCUACAUCUCUCUCUCUCCCCCCCUUUCUGACCCCAUCCCUAUCCUCCCUACAUAUAUAUCUAUAUCUAUAUAUAUAUACACCGAUUUGGAUACGGACCACGGACAGCAGUUGGUUGGCAGUGCGCUGCGACCACAGCUAAAGGCAGCACCACGGCAGCCGGCAAGGGAAACGGAAAGACCAGCGGAAGGGGAAGGGGACGAGCAAGUGGGAAGAGCUACCAUUACCAUGCGGCGAUGGCUCGUCCGCUGCUCCUGCUCCUGCCCGCCCUCCUCGUCCUGCUGCUCGCCGCCCAGCUGCCCCACCUGGCCGAGGGGCGCAGCACCACCAGCAGCGGCGGUCUCACGGUGAUCGACAGCGAACGCCUGCGCAUUCGCACCACCUCCAGCACAGCAUCAGCAUCAGCUACAGCUACAGCCUCAGCUGGAGCUCAGCAUCCAAAUCAGGCGACGAUCCCGGCCAGCGUGAGUCCGCGCAAGCGCCACCGGAAGCGGAACAGCAACUGGAUCGACUAUCGCAACUUCGACGAGAACACCACCGCCCUGGAGUGGGCCAAUCCCUGCGGGGGCAACUAUCAUCCCACGGCCGGAGAUCGCUUCAAUCGCCAGCGGCCCAGGCAGAGCUUCAAUCAGCUGAAGCGCCACGCCUUUAGGGAGUACCGCAGCCUGAACAGCAGCCAGGACUCGGCCAUCGAUAUCCGCAACAUGACCAUGUGGUCGCUGCACACGCACAACUACAAGUUCCUGCCCAAGCUCAAGCCCAAUUCCACGAUUGCCCUGAAGCGCUGGUACCGCAACAUGCAAACGUACGUGGCCAGCUUCGCGUAUCUGAGGCGCCAGCAGAUCCGCUGGGACCAGCGGUCCAUCACCCGCGAGUCCAGUACCGCCCGCGAGCUGCGCGAGCUGCUCCUGAGCUCGCGGCGCAUCCUCUGCGAGCUGGAGACCGCCGUCAACCAGACGCAGAGUCCGCGCCAGAAGCAGCGGCGCAGUGGUGCGGCGGUCAUAGCAGUUGGUGGCACCACCAGCAGUGGCAGUAGCAGCACCACUGGCCCCACCACCACUACAGUGGGUCAGCAGCUGCCGCAGAUCUCGCGCCUUGAGAUGAACAAGCGUCUGAAGCUGCGCUCCAAGACGAGUGGCUCCGGCAUGGGUGGUGCAGCCACCAGUGCGUCCAUGGCAGCCGGCGAGGCGGACUCGAUCGACAUGCGCUUUGUGAAGCACCACUACUACGACUUCCUGCGCACCAUGUACCAGCUGCUGCGGCGCGAUGGCAAGCGGGUGAGGAGUCGGCCACGCAAGCACCACAAGAAGCACCACAGGAACCAGCAGCAGCGGAGCCACAAGAAGCAGCAACAGCAGCAGCAGCAGCAGCAGCAGCAACAGCAGCAGCAGCUGGCGGAUCAAGUGGAGCAGCGGUGGCGCAGCGCCACCUUGAAUGGCAAGGAGUUCAACGAGGUCUCCAAGCCGGUGGCAGGUGGUGCGGCUGCAGGAGUUGCAGGUGCUGCCGGUGGUGGCAACCACCAAUUUGCACGUGGCAGACGUGGCAAGCGCCAGUCGAAACGCAGUCACGUGCAGCGCACGUGAAACCGCAUACACAAUCAUCGCCCCAAUCAUCAGCACCCCCUCCCUCAUUAUCCUCAGGACACGCCCCCUUCCCCUCUCCCCCCUCUCCCCCAUGUCCCACAAGACCCAAAACCCUUUAAUUUAACCGUUAAUUGAUCGAUCGUAGCUUAAGUAAAUUAUUUGAUUGCCAGCACAGA